This is a messenger RNA of Lonchura striata (white-rumped munia), 1411 nucleotides long. RefSeq names its product rhodopsin (gene RHO). Gene Ontology annotation, biological process: visual perception; phototransduction; G protein-coupled receptor signaling pathway. Gene Ontology annotation, cellular component: membrane. Gene Ontology annotation, molecular function: G protein-coupled receptor activity. Lineage: Eukaryota; Metazoa; Chordata; Aves; Passeriformes; Estrildidae. The record is from RefSeq and is a predicted model, not a curated record.
AAGAGGUGCCCUGUGGGGGAGAGUGUAACUGGUUCUCCUUGGGGUGACAGUGAAGGCCGAGAGGUGGCAGGAGCUCCAUUUCAGGGGAAAUUUUCCCCUUGCACAAAAGAACUCCCAGAUUAAGAGCAAAAAGCGCCUCACAAACUGCAACCAUGAACGGGACAGAAGGCCAAGACUUCUACGUGCCCAUGUCCAACAAGACCGGGGUGGUGCGGAGCCCCUUCGAGUACCCCCAGUAUUACCUGGCUGAGCCUUGGAAGUUCUCGGCGCUGGCUGCCUACAUGUUCAUGCUGAUUCUGCUCGGCUUCCCCAUCAACUUCCUCACGCUGUACGUCACCAUCCAGCACAAGAAGCUCCGGACACCUCUAAACUACAUCCUUCUGAACCUGGCCAUCGCCAACCUCUUCAUGGUAUUCGGAGGCUUCACCACCACUAUGUACACCUCCAUGCAUGGGUACUUUGUCUUUGGAGUAACAGGGUGCUACAUUGAAGGCUUCUUUGCCACACUGGGCGGUGAAAUUGCUCUCUGGUCACUGGUGGUCCUGGCUAUCGAAAGAUACGUAGUGGUCUGCAAGCCCAUGAGCAACUUCCGCUUCGGGGAGAACCAUGCCAUCAUGGGUGUUGCCUUCUCCUGGAUCAUGGCCUUGGCAUGUGCAGCUCCCCCACUUUUUGGCUGGUCCAGGUACAUCCCCGAGGGCAUGCAAUGUUCGUGCGGGAUUGACUACUACACUCUGAAGCCAGAGGUCAACAACGAAUCUUUUGUCAUCUACAUGUUUGUGGUUCACUUCGUGAUCCCGCUGUCGAUCGUUUUCUUCUGCUAUGGGAAUCUGGUUUGCACUGUCAAGGAGGCUGCCGCCCAGCAGCAGGAGUCUGCCACCACCCAGAAGGCAGAGAAAGAAGUGACUCGCAUGGUCAUCAUCAUGGUCAUCGCCUUCCUGAUCUGCUGGCUCCCCUAUGCUAGUGUCGCGUUCUACAUCUUCACUAACCAGGGCUCAGACUUUGGGCCCAUCUUCAUGACCAUCCCGGCGUUCUUUGCCAAGAGCUCGGCCAUCUACAACCCUGUCAUCUACAUCGUAAUGAACAAACAGUUCCGUAACUGCAUGAUCACAACCCUCUGCUGUGGCAAGAACCCACUGGGUGACGAGGACACAUCUGCUGGCAAGACAGAGACCUCGUCCGUCUCCACCAGCCAGGUCUCUCCUGCAUAGGCCCCCUGGGAGCAGCAGUCCCUGGGGUGCUGCCCUGGCAGCACAAACUUAACCCCACCGCCACCACCACCUGCCCCUGCUUCACCAUGGCCAAGGCCCCGUGGGGCGGCUCCUCGCUCCUGGCUCUAGGAACCCUGGGAACAAGGCUGAAAAUGUGUACACAUGUUUUGUAAUUAAAAUGCAAAGGCUUAGCUCAUCUGGCA